CCAGGUUCUCCUUCCCUGCUCACCAAUUGCUCGAGUUAGAGUCAUCUGAAAUGGCCACACUGCAGAAAUCUGUGAGCUUUUCCCUUCUGGGGACUCUGGCUGCCAGCUGCCUUCUUCUUGUUGCUCUGGCGGUGCAGGAAGGGGCCGCUGUGCCUAUCAGGUCUCACUGCAAGCUUGACAAGUCCAACUUCCAGCAGCCUUAUAUCACCAAUCUCACCUUCAUGCUGGCUAAGGAGGCUAGUUUGGCAGAUAACAACACAGAUGUCCGUCUCAUUGGGGAGAAACUGUUCCGCGGAGUCAAUAUGAGAGAGCGCUGCUAUCUGAUGAAGCAGGUGCUGAACUUUACCCUUGAAGAAGUGCUGCUCCCCCAGUCUGAUAGAUUCCAGCCCUACAUGCAGGAGGUGGUGCCCUUCCUGGCCAGGCUCAGCAACAAGCUAAGCCAAUGCCAUAUUGAAAAUGAUGACCAGCAUAUCCACAGAAACGUGCAAAACUUGAAGGACACAGUGAAAAAGGGUACCAUAUUAUCUGCAGGUUUUAUGGAUGAUAUGUCUUUCAUUGCCAGAGAAUGA
This is a messenger RNA of Hipposideros armiger (great roundleaf bat), 569 nucleotides long. RefSeq names its product interleukin 22 (gene IL22). The record is from RefSeq and is a predicted model, not a curated record. NCBI's taxonomy places the organism in Eukaryota, Metazoa, Chordata, Mammalia, Chiroptera, Hipposideridae. The transcript is spliced from 5 exons. Gene Ontology annotation, cellular component: extracellular region. Bases 51 to 569 code for a protein of 172 amino acids.